UUAUGUAUAAAUUGUUAAAAAACAAAAAUAAAAAAAAUGUACACUCUGAUGUUGAAUUGAAGGGAUGCGGAAUGAGAAAAAAAUUACAAUAUAAUGAAGAUAAAAAUACUCAAGGUUUAUUCUCUAAUUUAUCAUCUGACUGAUAGUUCUGAGGCUUUUCGUUUAAGUGUCAAACAGAAAUCGUCAUCAAAACACCGAUUGGAGUAUCCUAAUUUCCCACUCAAAAAAAUAGAAAAUCAUAAUUCUGAAAAUAAUGCUGUAUGUUCAGAAAAAACAAACACUCCCCGCCUAAGCAAUGAGUUAGGUAGUACUACACUUGAAGGAAGAUCAUCAUCAGCGUCAAAGGUGGAAUUGGAAAAUAUAUCAUAUUCUAAUGUUAUUGAUAAUGGUAAAUAUUUUGUAUUUAAAAUAGUAAAAUACAAUACAGUCGAUAUUUUAAGGACCAGCAGUUAA
This is a messenger RNA of Acyrthosiphon pisum (pea aphid), 453 nucleotides long. RefSeq lists its product as uncharacterized. Bases 94 to 453 code for a protein of 119 amino acids. The transcript has 4 exons. The record is from RefSeq and is a predicted model, not a curated record. Lineage: Eukaryota; Metazoa; Arthropoda; Insecta; Hemiptera; Aphididae.